AUGGAAGGUGCCUUUACGCAUGUAGGCAACCAUCUCAUCUCCGACUCAGCUGCUGCCAUAAAGGCUGGCGCCGACGAUUUGUCCGCACUUGAUCCAGACGAGAGUUUGCUGUACGGCAAGUAUGGCUCUGGACGAAGUGGGCGUCGCCGCGCCGAUGACGACGAUAACCAGACCGAGGCCUUCGAGGAAGAUGAUAACGACAGCCUUAACAGCGUCCCUGUGGACGGCAUGAGUGGCCUCAAGCUGAAGAAUAUGGACGAAGAGAAGGAGCUUCCUCCGCACGCCUGCGCUUACUGUGGCAUCCACUCCCCUGCCUGCGUGGUCAAAUGUCUUACCUGUAACAAGUGGUUUUGCAGCGCGAGAGGCAACGGCACGUCAACGCACAUCGUCAACCAUUUAGUUCGAGCGAGACACAAGGAGGUUCAGUUGCACCCCGAGUCUGCUCUGGGAGAUACGGUUUUGGAAUGCUACAACUGCGGUACGAAGAAUGCUUUCCUCCUUGGAUUUAUCCCAGCCAAGUCGGACACGGUCGUGGUGCUUUUGUGUCGCCAACCUUGUGCAUCCAGCACGUCAACGAAGGACAUGAACUGGGAUAUCUCGCGCUGGGAGCCUCUCAUUGAGGAACGAGCAUUCUUGACUUGGCUUGUCAGUGCUCCAUCGGAUGUUGAGCAGCUCCGUGCUCGCCACCUAUCUCCCAACACAAUUGCCAAGCUGGAGGAAAUGUGGAAGGUUCAGCCAACCGCAACUGUUGCCGACCUCGAAAAAGCGUCCAACAUUGACGACGACCCCGACCCUGUACUGCUCCGAUACGACGACCCAUACCACUACCAGAACAUUUUUGGCCCUCUGGUCAAGAUGGAGUCGGAUUAUGACAAGAAAUUGAAGGAAGCUCAGUCUGAAGACGGCCUCAUUGUUCGAUGGGAUUAUGGUCUCAACAACAAGCACCUGGUCAGCUUUAAUCUGCACAAGAUUGAAUCCGGAGACGUCAAGCUUGCAGUCGGUGACGAAAUGAGACUUCGGUACAAUGGUGAGCUUCGUGAACCAUGGGAAGGUGUUGGGUAUGUUAUCAAGAUCCCCAACAGUCAGUCGGACGAAGUGUGUUUGGAAUUGCGCAAGACUGGAAACGACAAGCUUGUACCCACCGAUUUGUCCCAUAAUUUUUCCGCAGAUUACGUUUGGAAGGCUACCUCGUAUGAUCGUAUGCAGCUGGCUAUGAAGACAUUUGCUGUCGAUGACAUGAGUGUCUCUGGCUACAUUUUCCACACGCUGCUUGGCCACGAGGUUCAACUCCAGCCGAUGCAAUCCAAGCUACCUAGAAAGUGGUCUGCACCUGGCCUUCCUGAUCUUAACCAAAGCCAAGUCGACGCCAUCAAGUCUGUCUUGCAGAAGCCGUUGAGUCUGAUUCAAGGCCCGCCCGGAACUGGAAAGACUGUCACUUCUGCCACCAUUAUUUACCACCUUGCCAAAAUGAGCGGAAACCAGGUCCUUGUCUGCGCGCCGUCAAACGUUGCGGUUGAUCAGCUUUGCGAACGCAUUCAUCACACCAAUCUUAAGGUAGUCCGUCUCACGGCCAAAUCAAGAGAAGAUGUCGAGUCCUCUGUUAGCUUCCUUGCCUUGCAUGAACAAGUUAGGCUGUCGGAACACAACAGCGAGCUCGUCAAGCUUUCACAGCUCAAGAACGACGUCGGAGAACUGUCCAGUCAAGAUGAGAAGAAGUUCAAGCAACUCACCAAAGCAGCCGAGAGAGAAAUUCUCAACAACGCAGACGUGGUUUGCUGCACCUGCGUCGGUGCUGGCGACCCGCGCUUGUCCAAGAUGAAAUUCCGAAACGUGCUUAUUGACGAGUCUACACAGUCCGCGGAACCCGAAUGCAUGAUUCCCUUGGUUCUUGGUUGCAAGCAAGUUGUUCUUGUUGGAGACCACAAACAGCUCGGACCUGUCAUUAUGAACAAGAAGGCCGCAAAAGCUGGCUUGAAUCAGUCUCUCUUUGAAAGACUAAUCAAGCUUCAGCUUGCUCCCAUUCGACUGACUACGCAAUACAGAAUGCAUCCCUGUCUUUCCGAAUUUCCGUCCAACAUGUUUUACGAUGGUAGUUUGCAAAAUGGCAUCACGCACGAGCAUCGACUGCGAAAGGAUGUCGACUUCCCCUGGCCUAUUGCUGAGACUCCCAUGAUGUUCUGGUCGAAUCUGGGCAACGAAGAAAUUUCCACGUCUGGAACAUCGUAUCUCAAUCGCACCGAAGCGUCCAAUGUCGAGAAGACGGUCACCCGAUUUUUCAAGGCUGGUGUCAAGCCUUCCGAGAUUGGUGUCAUUACGCCAUACGAAGGGCAGAGAAGCUACAUUGUUACGACGAUGCAGAACUCGGGUUCUUUCAAAAAGGAAUACUAUAAAGAGGUGGAAGUCGCCUCUGUUGAUGCAUUCCAGGGUCGUGAGAAGGACUUCAUUGUCCUCUCGUGUGUACGAUCCAACGAGAACCAGGGCAUUGGUUUCUUGUCCGACCCGCGCCGAUUGAACGUGGCUCUGACCCGAGCCAAGUACGGGCUGGUGAUUUUGGGCAACCCCAAAGUUUUGUCGAAACACGAGCUCUGGCACAAUCUCCUUGUUCAUUUCAAGGAUCGCAAGUGCUUCGUGGAAGGCCCCCUUACCAACCUGCAAGCUUGUCUGUUGCAGUUUAGCCGACCCAAAGUCAGCUUCCGGCAGAAGAACAACCAUCAGUCGCAGUUCGGCGCAAGCGGAUAUGCCAAUGGCCGCUUCAAUGGUGGUGGGCCAUCAGGACGGGAUUUUGACUCUGGGUCGAUGAUGUCGUAUAUUCCUGACGACGUGUCCUCUAUUCAAGGAUCUGCCUUUGGGGGUGCUGCCCUCAACUCUGCCUUCCCGCCCAUGUUCUCCAGCUUUACACCCGAACAGUGGCCGGGACUUCCUGGAGUACCAGCGCCUGGCCGAGGCAACAAAGGGCGUGGCCGUGCAACGGAGAGCAUUGCAGGCGAAAGCGUCGCCAACUCUGAACUCACUGACACGACCACCAGCGUUAUUGGAGGUAAAGGGGUUAGCCAAGGUGGUGUCAGCCUAGGGGCUGGAUUGCACGAUGCGGUGACAGGAAUGCGUCCAGUCUCGUACACGCAAAGUGACAGGCUUAAGCAAUAUGUUGAGAGCAAUGGCCGCAUAGCACCAGGCAGUGGGUUUGGCAGACGAUAUGACGACGACGAAAAGAGCGUUAGCACAGCCUUUCAUAGUCAGAUUGGCGGUGGGUACGACUGA
Messenger RNA from Pochonia chlamydosporia 170, 3258 nucleotides. RefSeq names its product ATP-dependent helicase NAM7. The transcript has 2 exons. Gene Ontology annotation, molecular function: RNA helicase activity; DNA binding; hydrolase activity. The record is from RefSeq and is a predicted model, not a curated record. Gene Ontology annotation, biological process: nuclear-transcribed mRNA catabolic process, nonsense-mediated decay. The coding region runs from base 1 to 3258 and encodes 1085 amino acids. NCBI's taxonomy places the organism in Eukaryota, Fungi, Ascomycota, Sordariomycetes, Hypocreales, Clavicipitaceae. Gene Ontology annotation, cellular component: cytoplasm.